UACCUGGUAAAUAUACGGAUGUGCAAUUCAGUCGGAGAGUUCCCCUCCUGCUGCGAUCACCACGUCGAAAUAUAUUCAUAGAGCAAAACACUGGACCAAUUUUUGUGAAAGACAUGAAGAAGAAGCAUCUCCAUACUUUCAGCUUCACAAACGUGGUUGAAGACCAGGACGAUCCAUCAAAUGCAUCCACGGCACCUCACAAGAAGGACCUUCGAAUCUCACAAGUCGUGUCCAGUUUGGUCCAGCGUUCCUUUCAAAAUAAGAACUUUGUGAGGAAGUUGCCAAUCUUGACCUGGGUUCGAGAGUACAAGCUCUCAAUGUUGGUUGCAGACUUCAUUGCAGGCCUGACACUUGGACUCACGACGAUACCGCAAGUCUUGGGAGUGGCCAACGUGGCAGAAAUGCCUCCGGAAUACGGGCUCUACUCUUCAUUUGUGGGGUGCUUUGUCUACAUAUUUUUAGGCUCUACUAAAUAUAUCACGGUUGGCCCAACAGUUACAACGGCAAUCAUCACUUUAUCUUAUACGAAAGGACAACCUCCACAAUUUUCGGUCUUGCUCUGCUUCCUCACCGGUGUCACGACGUUACUGAUGAGCUUUCUCCAACUGGGUUUCAUCGUCAACUUCAUUUCAAAGCCAGUCAUAUCAGGCUUCACAUCCGCAGCAGCAAUUUCAAUAACGUCCACCCAGGUCAAAUCGAUAUUGGGGUUAUCUUUUAGUGCGAACGGAUUUGUGGAAGAAGUGCGAGGCGUUAUUGAAAAUAUUUCCGACACAAAUUGGCAGGACGUUGUCGUCGGAGUGAUUUCUCUGUCAUCUCUCUACUUUCUCAUUAAAAUUGAAGCAAUUUUUGCCCGGUUCGGAAAAUUUGGACCCAGGGUGAAAAAAGUUUUAUGGCUCCUGUCCACAUCGAGAAGUGUGACGGUUGUAAUCGUGGCUACCGUGAUAUUUUCAUUAAUCGGAGAACCCUCCCCUGUCCUCCUUGUUGGCGAUGUUCCGAGCGGAAUGCCCCCGUUCAAGCCUCCACCUUUCUCAUACUCUGAGACCAACGGGAACUCCACCGUAGAAUUUUCUCUAGGAAGCGCCCUUCGAGAAAAAACCUCGGCUCUCAUUGUCAUCCCUCUCCUUGCCUUUAUGGAGCAUAUAACGAUCACCAGGGCCUUUUCUGGGACGGCACGUAUCGACGCAGGUCAAGAGCUGCUCUGUCUCGGAGUAGCGAAUAUUAUCGGUUCUUUCUUCAGCAGUAUGCCAGUCACGGGAGCAUUCGGUCGGACGGCGUUGAACUAUGCGUCCGGAGCGGUUUCACCUCUGGGCGGACUCAUCACUGGAGCCAUCAUCAUUCUGGCCUUGGUCGUUCUCACACCGCAAUUCUACUACAUUCCAAAGUCAACCCUCUCAUCCGUGGUCAUCAUGGCUGUCAUUUUCAUGGUGGACUUUGAAAUUCUAACCUCAAUUUGGAAAAGCAAGCGAUUGGACCUGAUACCCUGGACCGUUACCUUUCUGGCCAGUUUAUUUAUUGGUUUGGAAUAUGGAAUCAUGUCGGGUUUUGUGGCCAGUCUGAUCUUUCUCCUGUACUACGCAUCCCGACCAGGAAUCAAGGUGAGCAAGGGUGAGACGGGCGCAGGGAACGAAUUCUUGUGGGUCGAAGUUGACAGGUCCAUGACCUUCCCUUCCAUGGAGUACACUCGCUACACAGUUAUGAAGGCUGCCACAAAAUGGGGUCGAAAUGAACUUCCGAUCGUUAUUGAUUGCCAGUUUGUUACAUUUGCGGACUACUCUGCUGCUCAGGGGAUAACGGACAUUCUUAAACUCUUCAAAGAUAAGAACCAAGUCGUAUUUUUAUGGAACGUGAAACCCUCCAUUCGCACCGUUUGGGAAGUGGUCAUGCUCAAGAACCAAGUCAAAGCAAUAUUUUGUCGGAACGAAGUAGAAUUGGACAUUGAACUUCAAAGUCAUCACAUGGCGCUAAAGGAGCUGCAGGAUGACGCUAUCAAAUCGGCAACCACAACCAUCCCUGUAGAUCCUCUGGCAGAAGAAGAGGGAAUUAGUAAUAAUAAUUUUAUCGACGAUGAAGAUAAGUAGUUCAUGCAAUUUAUGUACAUACGAUCUCAUAAUGCACGUGAGUAAUUGAUUAAUGAAUUGUACAUAUAUACCUAAAUAAAAAAUGGAGCCAUAACUAAGGUAUGUAAAUGUAUGUAAAUAUAGGCUGCAGAUAUUACUCCGUAAUGUGAAAAAUGUGAUACAUAAAUAAAUCCUGUGUGUUCUGUUUCGUAAUA
Folsomia candida is the source of this 2272-nucleotide messenger RNA. Its product is annotated as sodium-independent sulfate anion transporter. Gene Ontology annotation, molecular function: sulfate transmembrane transporter activity. The transcript has 10 exons. Gene Ontology annotation, biological process: transmembrane transport. Lineage: Eukaryota; Metazoa; Arthropoda; Collembola; Entomobryomorpha; Isotomidae. The coding region runs from base 114 to 2078 and encodes 654 amino acids. The record is from RefSeq and is a predicted model, not a curated record. Gene Ontology annotation, cellular component: membrane.